Eimeria maxima is the source of this 738-nucleotide messenger RNA. RefSeq lists its product as hypothetical. The record is from RefSeq and is a predicted model, not a curated record. NCBI's taxonomy places the organism in Eukaryota, Apicomplexa, Conoidasida, Eucoccidiorida, Eimeriidae. The coding region runs from base 1 to 738 and encodes 245 amino acids. The transcript has 2 exons.
AUGGGAUUUCAAAAGGCCCUGAAGACACCUGGAACCACUGCCACGCACUGGGCCUGCUUCCUACAAUCUUGCCUCCUCCUUGCAGGAGUAUUGUUCCUUGGGGGCAAGGAAGAAGUACUUGCAGCACUGUUUGAGCGCUCCUAUAUGGGCGAGAGGCCCACCCCACUGCAGCCCCAGUUCGGUUUUCGUUCUGGUUGGACGCAGCUUCGUAAACCUCUGGGAGGACGGAGCUGCAGCACCGAUUUCCUCCCGCUGAAACAUCGCCUUGAGCCCUCUUUCCUGUCUUCGUGGACUUCCCCAUCUCCAGAAAUAGCGGAGGCUUCCGUUGCCGGGGACUGGGACGUGAGCGGCAAACUACAGGAGGGCGCGCAAGGUGGUGGCUCACGCCUCGCUGCAGGUAAUGUAGCAGCAGGUGCUAUAAGGCGAGCUGCUGGUGCUAAAGAAGCAACAGCAUUUGUAAGCAUCUUGGAGGCUCUUCAACGUGGAAGGCGUUUGUCCCUUUCAUUGUCCACCAACCGCGUCGCGGAAUUGAGCAUUUCCAAGAAGUUUUCGCUAGGGACCGGUCUUUCCGUCAGAGGCAUUUGGCAGGGUUCUUGGCUCAGACAGGUGCCACAGCUGGGCCUUGGAGAAGCGAGCCUUUACUUCUCACCGUUUUUCCCGUGGAGGAGUCACCCGCUUGGGGCGGUGGAAAUCAAACCUCACGAGGACGACCCGACAGUGGACACCUUGUUACAGUAG